Priceomyces carsonii is the source of this 780-nucleotide messenger RNA. RefSeq lists its product as uncharacterized. The transcript has a single exon. The record is from RefSeq and is a predicted model, not a curated record. Bases 1 to 780 code for a protein of 259 amino acids. NCBI's taxonomy places the organism in Eukaryota, Fungi, Ascomycota, Pichiomycetes, Serinales, Debaryomycetaceae.
AUGCCAGACAAGGCAUAUAUUUUGAAGUUAUAUGAUACCAUUGACAAUAGCAUAAACUUGUAUUUCGCCAGUCAUACGGCGAAUCCUCCUUUAGAGGUAAUAUUAGACUCUUGUACCAACUUGUUGAAAAAAAAAGUGACUGUUGAUGACUUCCUUAAGCUAAUGGCAGUAGAUGAAAAAGCCUUUAAUCUUACGAGACCAGGGAAGACUGGAUCUAUUCGCAUAUCUAAGGCUACGCUACAAAGAGGUCAAUUCCUUGCAAGAUUGGAACAGAGCAACUUGACUGCCGUGCCUGUUUUAGCAGAAUUAGUGAAAGUUACAUCUGGAAAGCUGACGAAACUACCCAAGACCAAAAUUAUAAAGAACGAUAGCUCUAAGUUUAAGUUUAAACCUAAAGACGAACGAUUGCAGCAAGCCAAUCAAAAAGGGCUAACGCUUCUUGAUAGAAUUAAGUUGAAAGAGAUGCUUAAGAGAGAAGCUCAAGACGAAGAAGAACCAGAGACAAAGCACAAUAAUUUUUUGAAGAGCAAAUUAAGAUCAGUUUACGACAUCAUAUAUCAGACUCAUAUUCAGCAGAAGCGAAAAGCGUAUUCAAUUACAUCACUUAGCGAAACAAUUGGUGAUAGUCUAUCAAAUCCAAUCAGCCAAGAAGAUAUUUUAGAUAUUUUGAGAAUAAUAGAAACCCGAUUAACCAGUGUUUCUUUGGUGAAAAUAAGCAGUGACUUUGUAUUAAAAAUCAGUAAGCUAGAUAGAGAAAGUGAUUUGCUUAAGUUAAACUAA